Molecule: messenger RNA, 318 nt
Organism: Eruca vesicaria subsp. sativa (arugula)
Lineage: Eukaryota; Viridiplantae; Streptophyta; Magnoliopsida; Brassicales; Brassicaceae
Source: the annotation of a GenBank genome assembly
AUGCCGAUGAAUGAACAGGAUGAGUGGGUUUACAGCGACGGGAAGUCAACGAUCUGUGUUGCUUUCAUCCUUGCAAUGUACAAAGCAGGUGUGUUCGGUCCUCUCGCUGUUCACGUUCAAGUCACUGAGUUUACUAUCCGAGAUGCUUACACUCUGAGGUUGUUUGAAGAUAAUCAGACAAGGCUGUCGAGUUGGUGUAACGCAGAGAAAGGGAAGCUUGAGUUCUGUCAGAUUCUAGGUGAAUACAGAAUGGAGUUGCCUGUGAGAAAAGCUUUAGCUGCAUUAGAUGGACUGAUAACUGGGAGGCGGGAGCAAUGA